AUGGAGUCAGAGAUGUCUGGUGGCUCUGACAGCUAUCGUGUCGCCACCUCGCAGGACAAGAAAGAUGACAAGGGCUCGCCCAAGAAGAGCAAGGGCACCAAAGACCGCAGGGACCUGGAUGACCUCAAGAAGGAGGUGGCUAUGACAGAGCACAAGAUGUCCGUGGAAGAGGUCUGCCGGAAAUACAACACAGACUGCGUGCAGGGUCUGACCCACAGCAAAGCCCAGGAGAUCCUGGCCCGGGAUGGGCCUAACGCACUCACACCACCACCCACCACCCCAGAAUGGGUCAAGUUCUGCCGCCAGCUCUUUGGGGGCUUCUCAAUCCUGCUGUGGAUCGGAGCCAUCCUCUGCUUCCUGGCCUAUGGCAUCCAGGCCGGCACAGAGGACGAUCCCUCUGGCGACAACCUGUACCUGGGCAUCGUGCUGGCAGCCGUGGUCAUCAUCACCGGCUGCUUCUCCUACUACCAGGAGGCCAAGAGCUCCAAGAUCAUGGAGUCCUUCAAGAACAUGGUUCCCCAGCAAGCCCUGGUGAUCCGGGAGGGUGAGAAGAUGCAGGUGAACGCUGAGGAGGUGGUGGUCGGGGACCUGGUGGAGAUCAAGGGUGGAGACCGAGUCCCGGCCGACCUGCGAAUCAUCUCGGCCCACGGUUGCAAGGUGGACAACUCCUCCCUGACUGGCGAAUCAGAGCCCCAGACCCGCUCUCCCGACUGCACACACGACAACCCCUUGGAGACUCGGAACAUCACCUUCUUUUCCACCAACUGCGUGGAAGGCACGGCUCGAGGUGUGGUGGUGGCCACGGGUGACCGCACCGUCAUGGGCCGCAUUGCCACCCUGGCUUCGGGGCUGGAGGUGGGCAAGACGCCCAUCGCCAUUGAGAUAGAGCACUUCAUCCAGCUCAUCACCGGCGUGGCUGUCUUCCUGGGCGUCUCUUUCUUCAUCCUGUCCCUCAUCCUCGGAUACACCUGGCUUGAGGCUGUCAUCUUCCUCAUCGGCAUCAUCGUGGCCAAUGUCCCGGAGGGCCUGCUGGCCACUGUCACUGUGUGUCUGACGCUGACCGCCAAGCGCAUGGCUCGGAAGAACUGCCUUGUGAAAAACCUGGAGGCCGUGGAGACCCUGGGCUCCACAUCCACCAUUUGCUCGGACAAGACGGGGACCCUCACCCAGAACCGCAUGACGGUUGCCCACAUGUGGUUUGACAACCAGAUCCAUGAGGCUGACACCACUGAGGACCAGUCAGGGACCUCGUUCGACAAGAGCUCGCACACCUGGGUAGCCCUGUCCCACAUUGCCGGACUCUGCAACCGUGCCGUCUUCAAGGGAGGUCAGGACAACAUCCCCGUGCUCAAGAGGGACGUGGCCGGGGAUGCCUCAGAGUCUGCCCUGCUCAAGUGCAUCGAGUUGUCCUCUGGCUCCGUGAAGCUCAUGCGUGAACGGAACAAGAAAGUGGCCGAGAUUCCCUUCAAUUCUACCAACAAAUACCAGGUACUCUGGGCCGCCCGGGAGAGCGAGCCUGGGCCGCAGUCUCUAACGCCUAUAGGUGGUCACCCCUGCCCCGCUGCCCCCUCGUUUUGGCUCUCCAUCCACGAGACCGAGGACCCCAACGACAACCGAUACCUGCUGGUGAUGAAGGGCGCCCCCGAGCGCAUCCUGGACCGCUGUUCCACCAUCCUGCUGCAGGGCAAGGAACAGCCACUGGACGAGGAGAUGAAGGAGGCCUUCCAGAAUGCCUACCUCGAGCUCGGCGGCCUGGGCGAACGAGUGCUUGGUGCGCUCCACGGGUGGGGCUGA
Molecule: messenger RNA, 1794 nt
Organism: Panthera uncia (snow leopard)
Lineage: Eukaryota; Metazoa; Chordata; Mammalia; Carnivora; Felidae
Gene: ATP1A3
Product: ATPase Na+/K+ transporting subunit alpha 3
Exons: 12
Coding region: 1-1794 (597 amino acids)
Biological process (GO): potassium ion import across plasma membrane; intracellular potassium ion homeostasis; proton transmembrane transport
Cellular component (GO): membrane
Molecular function (GO): P-type sodium:potassium-exchanging transporter activity; ATP binding; ATP hydrolysis activity
Source: RefSeq, a predicted model, not a curated record